Physcomitrium patens is the source of this 3510-nucleotide messenger RNA. NCBI's taxonomy places the organism in Eukaryota, Viridiplantae, Streptophyta, Bryopsida, Funariales, Funariaceae. The record is from RefSeq and is a predicted model, not a curated record.
AGCUACGUUUUGCGUCUGCGCUACACUGGGCUCGGUCCGGACUGAGCUCGGCCGCGCGAGACGCAACUGGAUCCCAUCGGCUCCAAUGCCGAACCCGGAAACCUUCUGAAUGGUCCGCUCUUGCGUCACAACACUCUUUUCGUUGCAGAGUUUUUGAUGAGCUCCCUUGCGUUUGUUCAAGUCCUGUUAAGUUACUUUUCCCUAAACCCUAACAGAACAGUUUUCCAGUUCCUACGUGAUGAUGUCGUGAGAGGUGUUUGGUUUGCGUGCUCGUUUGCAAUCCGUGGGGUUCUGUCUUCUGAAUUGGCUUCAUUGGACUCAGUCUUUGAGUUUACUGACGUUAUCGGCAUGUGAACAUGUUUCGUUUUUUGAACUUCUCUUGUGCAAUAGAAACUAUCGAAAUUCUUUCAGAUUUAGAAUAUGGAUGUUCAGAUCUGAGCAAAUGCUGAGUGAGACUAAUUAUUUGCCACGGCCUUAGAUUAAACGAUAAUUGUUGAUCAGAACAUUGCUUUUUCUGAGUUCUGCUGGAGUGACUGUUGCAUCCUCUUACAUAUACUAGGUUUAUCGUAGAGUUAUCUAUUCGAUGAUAGGCGUUUUUUUUUCACACCAGCUUUUUCUUAUGUAUUGAGGUGAGCUUGUCAUAGAAGUUCUGGGUAUGAUAUUUUAUUCAUCUAUCUCGGAUGCUAACUGAGGCUAAAACAUGAUUUCCUUUUCUUUAGGUGGCUAUUUAAAUUCGAGAUAUCACUUCCUUUAGGCAGUUUGUCUAGGCUUUAAUGAUUUCGUUAGUAUCCUGAUCAACUACAAAUGUCAAGACGAUGAGCAUCUUAACUAGAAAUCCAUUCAUUAUGGAACCACUUUAACGUAGAACUGAAGGGACUAGUCUUCCAAACCACACAAGAAGUAAUCUGCCCUUGUUGAUUGUUGCAAUUGUUCGUAAAGUUUGUACGUGACGGAAUUCAAGUAACAUGGCUCAAUUAGUAUAUGCUUCAUGCUAUUGUCUCUGAGUAGUUGACGGAAUACCGUGUUUGUUAAACUGCAGGGUGAUGUGCGCUAAGCGAAGCGCAGGACUUUCUUCAGCCUAAUUGCAUUCUAUGGAUUCAAUGACCAUAAUUCUUCAAAGUGUAGAAGACGAAUUAGGGAUCCAUAUUCUUGAUAAUUAUAUUUAUCCUCUUCCCAUUUAAUCUCUUUCAAUGUCGUGUAAAGGUUUAGGCCCGUAUAAGUUUCAGUUGGUGAGGUAUUGACCUUGUUAGACAUCCGCGUAUCCAGCAGGAUUUUUGUUACAGGAUGGCAGGUCGGUCAAGUGGUCCCGGUAAGGUCACGCUCGCACCAUUGGUAUUAUCAGCCAUUUCUCCCGAAGAGCGGGCAGCGAGGCUGAUGUUCGAAAAAUCGGAAGCAGAGAAACGGUUAAGGGAAGCCGAAAAUAGACUGAGAGAAGCCAUUCAGGAGCUGCAGAGUAAACAGAGCGAAACUAGGGAGGGAUUUGGAGAUGCAUUUAGUGGUCGCCAUUCACUCUGUCCGCAUGGGGACUCAUGCGUGGCCAAUGCCGUGGGAAGCUUGUGUCAAAGUUUUCUACUUGCGUAUGGUGUUCGAGUCGGAAUAGGAGUAAUUCUUCGAGCCUUCAAGCUUAUCAAGAAAAAGCCAUAUUACACUGUCCUUGACUUGAAGCUUCUGCUAUCUGAAAAGGAUCUUAUAGUUAGGGAGGAGGCUUGCCGAACGGGUCUUUUGUUUGGAGGCUUCACAGGGGCUUUUCAUGCAAUCCGAUGUAUUCUGAGGAGAACGCGUAACAAGGAAACACCAAUUAAUGGGUUCGUGGCUGGUACUAUAUCCGGUCUAUCUGUAUUGGCUCUGGAUGAUUCCAGUAGAAGGCGAACCUUUGCAUUGUAUCUUUUGGCCAGGGUAGCGCAGUGCGCAUAUAACUCUGCGAAAGCGAAAAAUAAGUUUCACUUUUGGGGCAGCAAGUGGAGUCAUGGCGACACAUUGCUAUUCAGCUUAGCAUCUGCUCAGAUUAUGUACGCCUAUGUCAUGCGUCCAGAGACCCUUCCAGAAUCUUACUUCGAAUUUAUUGUGAAAACUGGACCUAUUGCAAAACCUACAUUGAAAGCCGUACGUGAGAACAAUCGAGGUUUACCAAUCGAUUUAAAAGCUUUAUCAGCAUUUGUUCUUGAGCGAUCAGGAGUUCCCGGGCCUGUGGGUCUGAAACCAGAUUCACCAAUUAUUCCUUGCACUGGUAUACACCCUCAGACUACUUCAUGUCUGGCUCACAACGGCAAAGCGACUCGAGCAACAUUCAGAAAAACCUUCCCACUGUAUUUGUCACUCACAUUCGUGCCCUUUGUAGUGUUAAACAUCCAGAAGUUCAUGCAUGCUCCCCUUCACACUUUCUGGAAUGCCUUGAAGAGUGCAACUCGCUCCACAUGUUUUCUCUCAGCAUUUGUUGGCCUUUACCAGGGAGUAAUUUGUCUUCAGCGGAAAGUGGUCACAAAGGAUCACAAGCUGAUUUACUUCCUUGCAGGCGGAGUGGCUGCUUUGUCUGCAUUGAUAGAAAAGAAAAGUCGCCGCUCAGAGCUUGCCCUUUACACUCUUCCACGAGCUGGUGACUCUUUAUGGUACAUCUUGGUGAAUCGUCAUAUUUUGCCGAACAUCAAGCAUGCGGACGUGGUGCUAUUCUGCCUGUGCAUGGGCUGUAUCAUGUACUUUCACGAGUAUGAACCUGACACGAUGGCACCCUUUCUGAGAGGUUUACUUACACGGUUUCUUAACCGUACAGGCACGCCGUCGAUCCACUCAUCGACGUCCUAUUCUUACUUGCCCGCACUUGCGCCUUCUGAUGACCUAUUGCCACCUCCAAAUGCUUCGACGUCACAGAACAAUCACAAUACGAAAGGCUCUUCACCCUCGUCACGUACCCCCGGCUCGCCUCCUGUAGACCGGGUUUCACAGACAUCGAAAGACCCCCAAAAGAUUCCAGAAAGACUCACUAUCGAAGCCUUUCAAGGUCUUUGAGCAGCUAGUGAAGUUGGGAUUGAGGAACUGAGACCCCCUGGUUAUAUGAACUGAUCCAACUGGACCAUGUGGACGGUGCUUAUAGGAUUCGGUGAAUCUUCACGAUGCUCAAAGUAACAACGUGUGACGUUAGGAAUUCUUCAUUGUAGAUCAUGAUGUUCAGGAAUGCAUUUUUUAAGUUGGUCCUGCUUCCGUCUAUAGAAAGAAAUACAGGGGGUAGCAGCAGUGGGCACGUAGGCUACAGCGACUGAGGGAUUGGGCUUAGCCCUGCAGGGACCCUAAGGACUCCCACGGUCGGUGACAAAAGCUCACCUUUUAAGCUAAUGCUCUUUGGUCAGGGGCAGCUUUAUGUAUAGAAAUUGAGUGGGCAUUUUUGGGCAAAUUUGCUCAAAAAAUGUCAGACUCGGGUAAAGGUUAGUUAAAGGAUCUGACAUUUGACGAUUUCUAUGGAUUUUUUCUACAAAUAGAUUGGACCAUUGCAACCUCCGCUGUUCAAAAUUGAGAAUU